UUAUUUUUUUAAAAAAAACUUAUUUUAACAAUAUUAUUAUACUUAAUAGUAUUGUAAAUAUUUAAAAAAGUAAAACUUUUUUUUUUAAAUAUACAAAUCAAUAUUUUAUUCAAUAAAUAUUUUGAUAAUAUAAAACAAUAAUGUGGAAAAAUCAACUAACAAUUAUACUUGUAAUUGUAUUAACAAUGCAAUUUUCGAUGAGCUAUCAAGAUACAAAACCAAUCAAAUUUGAUUUGGUGGCUAUGAAUAAGCGAAACGGUUUCAAUGAUAUUAUAGCCAAAAAUAAACCCGGAUUGGAAUCAACGGGUAAAAUGUUUACCCAAUUUUUCGAUCGUUUAGGUAAAGUACCCGCCGAUGACCUAUUGUUUGCCAUUCGGGAUGAUUUUGCCGAAAUAAUCAGUGAUAUUGGCGACGAUAUCGAUGUAUUUGAAAAACGAUUUGCCCAGAAAGCACCGGCAGUUAGCGCGGCUAUGAAACUGGUCAGUCAAUUGUACAGACAAAUUGGCCAAACAAUACAUCAAACCAUUCAACCAUUAUUGGCGGGUAAGCAACGUCAGGGUAAGCCAUUGUUGGACAAACAUUUCGGACCGGUUACCUAUAAACUAUCGGAUAGUGUUGGCAAACAAUUGACAGCCCAGGAGGCGCCCAAACAAAUCGGUACAGUAUUUGUCGAAUUGUUUCAGCUGAUAGGUCGGGCAUUCAAUCAGUCCGUACAAUCAGUAUUGGACAGGACUAAAGUAUUGGGUACUAUACCCGUCAAGUACUUACCCAUACAAACGUUUACUAAAACAUUUGAAACAUUGAUCAACAAAAUUGUUGAUAUUUGUAAAAAUGUUUUAAAAUAAUAAUAAUAAUCGUAAUAAUAUUUUAUUUUUAAUCAGA
Oppia nitens is the source of this 882-nucleotide messenger RNA. RefSeq lists its product as uncharacterized. NCBI's taxonomy places the organism in Eukaryota, Metazoa, Arthropoda, Arachnida, Sarcoptiformes, Oppiidae. The coding region runs from base 141 to 845 and encodes 234 amino acids. The transcript is spliced from 2 exons. The record is from RefSeq and is a predicted model, not a curated record.